Leptosomus discolor (cuckoo roller) is the source of this 2299-nucleotide messenger RNA. The record is from RefSeq and is a predicted model, not a curated record. Lineage: Eukaryota; Metazoa; Chordata; Aves; Leptosomiformes; Leptosomidae.
AUGGUUAUGUUCUGUAUCACGUUAAAUUUCAAACUUGCCAAAAUUAAACUAUUUAAAGACGCUUACCUAGAAGAAAAAUGGCUGUUGCCCAAGCUCCUCCCGCUUAGCUUGAAGGAUAAAAUGUCUUAUGCUUAUAUAUUUAUUGUCAUGGAUGCAUGCCUGAUUGAAUUCAAGGAAGAAAUCUCUAAGCGUUUCAAGUCCCACACUGAUCAGCUUGUGUUGAUAUUUGCUGGGAAAAUUCUGAAAGAUCAAGAUACUUUGACUCAGCAUGGAAUUCAUGAUGGACUCACUGUUCACCUGGUUAUCAAAACACAAAACAGAUCACAAGACCACCCCGCUCAACAAACAAACACCACUGGGAGUACUGCUACCACAUCAACAUCAAGCAGUAGUACCUCAACACCACCUUCCACAAAUAGUAACCCUUUUGGCUUGGGUGGCCUCGGAGGUUUGGCGGGUCUGAGUAGCCUGGGCUUAAAUACAUCAAACUUUUCAGAGUUGCAAAGUCAGAUGCAACGGCAACUUAUGUCCAACCCAGAAAUGAUGGUUCAGAUAAUGGAAAAUCCAUUUGUUCAGAGCAUGCUUUCAAAUCCUGACCUGAUGAGGCAGUUAAUUAUGGCUAACCCUCAAAUGCAACAACUGAUACAGAGAAAUCCAGAAAUCAGUCACAUGCUGAAUAAUCCAGAUAUAAUGAGACAGACACUAGAACUUGCUAGAAACCCUGCAAUGAUGCAGGAAAUGAUGCGAAACCAAGACCGAGCCCUGAGCAACCUUGAAAGUAUACCAGGUGGCUACAAUGCCUUGAGACGUAUGUACACAGAUAUUCAGGAGCCAAUGUUGAAUGCAGCACAGGAACAGUUUGGAGGCAACCCAUUUGCUUCUUUAGUAAGCAAUGCAUCAGUAGGAGGGGACAGUCAGCCAUCUCGUACAGAAAAUAGAGAUCCUCUACCAAAUCCCUGGGCUCCUCAGUCCAGUUCGCAGACUUCCACGACAAGUACCAGCACUGGUGGUGAGAGCUGUGACAGUAGUAGUGCUGGAAAUAGCACCUCUGGCAGUACAGGGCAGAGCUCAACUGUACCAAAUUUGGGACCUGGACUAGGAGCUGGUAUGUUCAACACACCAGGAAUGCAGAGCUUAUUACAGCAGAUAACAGAAAACCCACAGCUUAUGCAGAAUAUGUUGUCUGCACCCUAUAUGAGAAGCAUGAUGCAGUCAUUAAGCCAGAAUCCUGAUCUUGCAGUACAGAUGAUGUUGAAUAAUCCUUUAUUUGCUGGAAAUCCCCAACUUCAGGAACAAAUGAGACAACAACUUCCUACUUUCCUUCAGCAAAUGCAGAAUCCUGACACAUUAUCAGCUAUGUCAAACCCUAGAGCAAUGCAGGCUUUGCUACAAAUUCAGCAGGGCUUGCAGACACUAGCAACAGAAGCACCGGGGCUUAUACCAGGAUUUAAUCCUGGUUUAGGUGGACUGGGAAGUACUGGAGCUCCUACAGGGUCUGCUGUACCUAGUUCUGUUACCAGUGAAAAUACAAGUCCAGCAUCAGGAACUGCUGAAACUGGUCACCAGCAGUUUGUCCAGCAAAUGUUGCAGGCACUUGCUGGUGCAAAUGCUCAGCAGUUACAAAAUCCAGAAGUUCGAUUUCAGCAACAACUGGAGCAGCUGAGUGCAAUGGGCUUUCUGAACCGUGAAGCAAACUUACAAGCGCUAAUAGCAACAGGAGGAGACAUCAAUGCAGCUAUUGAAAGGCUGCUUGGCUCUCAGCCUUCAUAGCAGUGUUUCUUUAACUUGAAAAAAUGUAAUUUAUUUUUGAUAACAGCUCCUAAAUCUUUAAAAUAUUUGCUUUAUUUCAUUCUGACUCUUGGGAUUGUCUUGUUUCAACUAAAAUCAGUCUGAUGCAUUUAAGGUGGAGUGCAGUAGUUUUCUUCCAACAGUGGGAAUCAAUGCAUUUUCACUUUGUUGCAUGCAUCACACUUCUUUUGUUCUGCAUUAUUUGUGAUUUUUUGGAAACAGUAUCAGCUUUCACAGUUGGUUGAACAGGUUUUGUCUGACCUACAACUGUCCAAUUUAUUUACUACUUAAACAUUAGUCUUCAGUAGUAAUUUAUGUAGAAUACAAAUUAAAAAAGAAACAAAUUAAUUGAAGCUACGAUUUGUGGGUACCAAUACUGCUUAUUGUGAUUUUGGCAUGGGUUUUUUUUGCUAGCAAAAUGCUGUAAGAUUUAUACCACUUGUGUAAUCUACCAUUUUUUGCUUUAAUUUGUAUAAACACAGUAUAUACAAUGGAGACAGCUCAUUUCUAG